This is a messenger RNA of Phacochoerus africanus (Common warthog), 3436 nucleotides long. It is a transcript of the gene KCNH1, whose product is annotated as potassium voltage-gated channel subfamily H member 1. The transcript is spliced from 11 exons. Lineage: Eukaryota; Metazoa; Chordata; Mammalia; Artiodactyla; Suidae. Bases 195 to 3059 code for a protein of 954 amino acids. The record is from RefSeq and is a predicted model, not a curated record. Gene Ontology annotation, molecular function: delayed rectifier potassium channel activity. Gene Ontology annotation, biological process: potassium ion transmembrane transport; regulation of membrane potential. Gene Ontology annotation, cellular component: membrane.
GGCGGGCCGCGGGGAGGGAGGCGCGAAGAGGGCUCGAGGGUGGAAGCCGGAGGGAGCCGCCGCCCCUGGCCGCCCGGGUCCCCGGGGGGCGCAUGGGGCGCUCCGAGCCGGGAUCGCACGCGGGCCCCGCGCUCAGCUUCCUGUUGCCGUGAGAAGCCGCACCGGGACGCCCCAGACCCUGAGGUGCCGGGAGGAUGACCAUGGCCGGGGGCAGGAAGGGACUGGUGGCCCCGCAGAACACAUUUCUGGAGAAUAUUGUCCGGCGGUCCAAUGAUACUAAUUUCGUACUGGGGAAUGCCCAGAUAGUGGACUGGCCAAUUGUGUACAGCAAUGAUGGAUUUUGCAAGCUCUCUGGCUAUCACAGGGCGGAAGUGAUGCAAAAAAGCAGUACCUGCAGUUUUAUGUACGGGGAGCUGACUGAUAAAGAUACCAUUGAAAAGGUGCGGCAAACAUUUGAGAACUAUGAGAUGAACUCCUUUGAAAUUUUGAUGUACAAGAAGAACAGGACACCUGUGUGGUUCUUUGUGAAAAUUGCUCCAAUUCGAAACGAACAGGAUAAAGUGGUUUUAUUUCUUUGCACUUUCAGUGACAUAACAGCUUUCAAACAGCCAAUUGAGGAUGAUUCAUGUAAAGGCUGGGGCAAGUUUGCUCGGCUGACCAGAGCACUGACAAGCAGCAGAGGGGUCCUGCAGCAGCUGGCUCCCAGCGUGCAGAAAGGCGAGAACGUCCACAAGCACUCCCGUCUGGCAGAGGUUCUGCAGCUGGGCUCGGACAUUCUUCCCCAAUACAAGCAGGAGGCACCCAAGACUCCCCCUCACAUCAUCUUACAUUACUGUGUCUUUAAGACCACGUGGGAUUGGAUCAUCUUGAUCUUAACCUUCUACACCGCCAUCUUGGUCCCUUACAACGUCUCCUUUAAAACCAGGCAGAACAACGUGGCCUGGCUGGUUGUGGAUAGCAUCGUGGACGUCAUCUUUUUGGUGGACAUUGUGCUGAAUUUUCACACUACCUUUGUUGGACCAGCUGGGGAGGUGAUUUCCGACCCCAAACUCAUCCGCAUGAACUACCUGAAGACGUGGUUUGUGAUUGACCUUCUGUCCUGUUUGCCAUAUGAUGUCAUCAACGCUUUUGAGAACGUGGAUGAGGGCAUCAGCAGCCUCUUCAGCUCUCUGAAAGUUGUCCGGCUGCUCCGUUUGGGGCGCGUGGCCCGGAAGCUGGACCACUACAUCGAAUACGGAGCAGCCGUGCUGGUCUUGCUAGUGUGUGUGUUCGGGCUGGCAGCUCACUGGAUGGCCUGCAUUUGGUACAGCAUCGGGGACUAUGAGAUCUUUGACGAGGACACCAAGACCAUCCGUAACAACAGCUGGCUCUACCAGCUGGCGAUGGACAUUGGCACCCCUUACCAGUUUAACGGCUCUGGCUCAGGGAAGUGGGAAGGGGGUCCCAGCAAGAAUUCUGUCUACAUCUCCUCGUUGUACUUCACCAUGACCAGCCUCACCAGCGUGGGCUUUGGGAACAUCGCCCCAUCCACAGACAUCGAGAAGAUCUUCGCAGUGGCUAUCAUGAUGAUUGGCUCACUUCUUUAUGCCACCAUCUUCGGCAAUGUGACGACCAUUUUCCAACAGAUGUACGCCAACACCAACAGGUACCAUGAGAUGCUCAACAGCGUCCGGGACUUCCUGAAGCUCUACCAGGUGCCCAAGGGACUGAGCGAGCGAGUCAUGGAUUAUAUUGUCUCCACCUGGUCCAUGUCCAGAGGCAUUGACACGGAGAAGGUCCUGCAGAUCUGCCCGAAGGACAUGAGAGCUGACAUCUGCGUGCACCUGAACCGCAAGGUGUUCAAGGAGCACCCGGCCUUUCGGCUGGCCAGCGACGGCUGCCUGCGGGCCCUGGCCAUGGAGUUCCAGACGGUGCACUGCGCCCCCGGGGACCUCAUCUACCACGCGGGAGAGAGCGUCGACAGCCUCUGCUUUGUGGUCUCCGGCUCCCUGGAGGUGAUCCAGGACGACGAGGUGGUGGCCAUUCUAGGGAAAGGGGACGUGUUUGGAGACGUGUUCUGGAAGGAAGCCACCCUUGCCCAGUCCUGUGCCAACGUGAGGGCCUUGACCUACUGUGACCUGCAUGUGAUCAAACGGGACGCCCUGCAGAAAGUGCUGGAAUUCUACACGGCUUUCUCCCACUCCUUCUCCCGGAACCUCAUUCUCACCUACAACUUGAGGAAGAGGAUCGUCUUCCGCAAGAUCAGCGACGUGAAACGGGAGGAGGAGGAGCGCAUGAAACGCAAGAACGAGGCCCCGCUCAUCCUGCCCCCGGACCACCCGGUCCGGCGGCUCUUCCAGAGGUUCCGACAGCAGAAGGAGGCCAGGUUGGCUGCGGAGCGGGGUGGCCGGGACCUGGACGACCUGGAUGUGGAGAAGGGCAGUGUCCUGGCGGAGCACAGCCACCACGGUCUGGGGAAGGCCAGCGUCGUCACGGUCCGCGAGAGCCCUGCCACGCCCGUCGCCUUCCCCGCGGCCGCCGCGGCCUCAGGGCUGGACCACGCCCGGCUGCAGGCGCCCGGGGCCGGGGGCGCAGGCGACGGCGCCAAGCGCAAGGGCUGGGCCCGCUUCAAGGACGCCGGCGGGAAGGCCGAGGACUGGAGCAAGGUGUCCAAGGCCGAGUCCAUGGAGACCCUCCCCGAGAGGACAAAGGCCACCGGCGAGGCCACCCUCAAGAAGACGGACUCGUGUGACAGUGGCAUCACCAAGAGCGACCUGCGCCUGGACCACGUGGGCGAGGCCCGGAGCCCCCAGGACCGGAGCCCCGUCUUGGCAGAGGUCAAGCACGGCUUCUACCCCAUCCCCGAGCAGACGCUGCAGGCCACCGUCCUGGAGGUGAAACACGAGCUGAAGGAGGACAUCAAGGCCUUGAACAGCAAAAUGACCAACAUUGAGAAGCAGCUCUCCGAGAUCCUCAGGAUAUUAACUGCCAGAAGGGCCUCCCAGUCUCCGCAGGAGCCGUUUGAGAUAUCGAGGCCCCAGUCCCCAGAAUCAGGGAGAGACGUUUUUGGAGCCAGCUGAGAGGUCUGUGGACCAAAAAAAAAAAAAAAAAGAGAGAGAGAGAGACAAAAACCUACCAUCCUGCCCUAGACACCACCGCCACCACACACACCUACACGACCAGCCACGUUCAAGGUGGGCUUUUCCCCGACGGAAAAUCCAAGUGGGACCAGUCACGCUUAGGCAAAGCACCCUCCUGUGCUCUCUCUGGGGAAAGAUCCGGGCAGAGGUGUGCAAGAUGGCAGCUGCAUCUGAACUGUCUUUGCACAAUUUGGCAAGAGGGGACAUGCUGUCUGAAGGGUAUUGUCCUUCGUUUCUAAUUUUUUACUGUCAUGAUGUUUGUAAAAGAUGAAAACUACCAGGAAGGAACAGCAGCCGUUGGGGAUUGUGUGUGUGGG